Lycium ferocissimum is the source of this 705-nucleotide messenger RNA. RefSeq names its product probable LRR receptor-like serine/threonine-protein kinase At1g74360. NCBI's taxonomy places the organism in Eukaryota, Viridiplantae, Streptophyta, Magnoliopsida, Solanales, Solanaceae. The record is from RefSeq and is a predicted model, not a curated record. The transcript has 4 exons. The coding region runs from base 1 to 705 and encodes 234 amino acids. Gene Ontology annotation, molecular function: ATP binding; protein kinase activity. Gene Ontology annotation, biological process: protein phosphorylation.
AUGAUUGAUGUUGCUUUUGCUUUGGAAUAUCUCCAUCAUGUUUAUGUGACAGUGGUCGUACAUAGUGACUUGAAGCCUAGCAAUGUUUUGUUAGACGAAAGGCUGGUUGGACAUGUGAGUGACUUUGGCUUGACCAAGUUAUUCGGAGAAGGGGAAUCUAUUACUCAUACUAAAAUACUUGCAACGAUGGGCUAUAUUGCACCAGCACCAGAAGAUAUUAUUGAUGCCACAUUAAUGGAAACCAGAAGAGAUUGGUUUUCAGAAAAAGUUAAAGUGGCUCCGAAAAGAAAGUACACAAAGAGGAACUCAGCUACCAGCCAAAGGGCUGCCGCUGAUGUAGCUCAGGAAGAAACCGUUCAGACUCAAACAGCUGCUACAGGCCCAAUUGCCCCAACCACUCCUAUGGCUACUUUUUCUAAUGCUUCGUACGUGGCUGUUAGGGGAGCUAUUCAGUUGCUCACCCGGAUUGAGUUCACAGGGACUAAGGCAGAGGAGGACCCACAAAACUAUAGAGAUGGGAUGCAGAAGGUGUUCCUCAUUAUGCAUGCUACUGAGAUAGAAGCAGCGGAGUUCGGUGCUUUUCAGUUACAGGAUGUGGCCCAUAUCUGGUAUGAGUCAUGGGAACAAUCCCAAGGGGAAUAUGCACCUCCUGCUACUAGGGAUGAGUUUGUAGAUGCUUUUUCUUGUCUACUUCAUGCCAAUUGA